GUCAAUCACAAAGGAAUUUUUUGACACUUUUAACACUCUGGACAAUAUUCAAGUUUUUUUUUAUAGCGUGUUCUUGGUUUUCCUGUAGAAAAAUCGAAGAUUUUAACGUUUUAUCGGAAACUUAAUGAUGAUUUCGUCAAUUAUACAGUUAAUUUUAGCUUUCCAAUCCUUUCAUUUAUUAAAUGGACGAAUUAUUGAUAUGACUUAUACUUUUAAUUCGGAUACAUACUAUUGGCCCGGUAGUAAGAAUUUUAAUAGAACUGUUAUAUUCAAGGGCUCCACUGGAAAAUUUUGGUAUUACGCGAAUGAAAUGGAGUUCGCGGAACAUGGUGGAACACAUUUGGAUGCUCCCAGUCACUUUUAUAAAGAUAAGUGGAAUGUUGACGAUAUACCUAUCGAAAGGUUAAUUGCACCUGUGUACGUGAUCGAUAUUAAAUCAAAAGCGGAAAAAGAUAGUUCGGCUUUAUUAGAAACGGAGGAUAUUCAAGCUUUUGAGAAAAAUAACAAUGUGAAGAUUGAAAGAAAAUCAAUUAUCCUGAUGAACUCCGGCUGGCAAGAACGAUUGGGUAAUAAAACGUUAUAUUUUGGCAAUGAUAAAAACAAUGCGUCAGACUUUCAUUUCCCUGGAUUUCAUCCGGAUGCUGCUGAAUGGCUUAUUAAAGAGCGAGAUAUUGUUGGAAUUGGUGUUGAUACCGCUUCAGUUGAUCACGGCCCAAGUUCAGACUUUUUAACUCACGUUGCGAUUUCUAAAGGAAAUGUUUAUGGCUUAGAAAAUGUUGCAAAUAUGGACAAGAUACCUAAAAUGGGGGCAAAGUUGACGGUAUUGCCAAUGAAGAUCGGAAAAGGGAGCGGUGGACCGGUUAGAAUCCUCGCCGAAUGGGAUACGCAAUCAGGCGGUGCAGAUGCAUUAAAUCCACUUUUUAUGCUAUCAAACCUUAUCACAAUAUUUCUAUUAGUUUUAUUUCUUUAA
Molecule: messenger RNA, 970 nt
Organism: Dimorphilus gyrociliatus
Lineage: Eukaryota; Metazoa; Annelida; Polychaeta; Dinophilidae
Source: the annotation of a GenBank genome assembly